This is a messenger RNA of Thalassophryne amazonica, 1236 nucleotides long. Its product is annotated as claudin-10-like. Gene Ontology annotation, biological process: bicellular tight junction assembly; cell adhesion. The transcript has 5 exons. Gene Ontology annotation, cellular component: plasma membrane; bicellular tight junction. Lineage: Eukaryota; Metazoa; Chordata; Actinopteri; Batrachoidiformes; Batrachoididae. Bases 276 to 989 code for a protein of 237 amino acids. The record is from RefSeq and is a predicted model, not a curated record. Gene Ontology annotation, molecular function: structural molecule activity.
AUACCUGACCUUCUUUUUGUCCGAAACCUGUACAUGCAAAAUUACAAAAUAACCUUGAAUGACGAUUUUAGACACUGUUUGCCACAUUUAAUAACUAAGUAUAAUCUCAGUUCAGCUCUGUCCAUCCCUCAGCACCGAGAGGAAAGAUGUCCUACCUGUAAGUCAUCACUGUGAAACACAUGUCCACAGUGUAAUUUGCCAGCCUGGGGCAAUUACCUUUCUUCUUAUUGUCUUCAAUUUGCAGAAAACAUUUAUAGGUAUCUGAAGGACAAAAAAUGUCCGCCUUGCAGAUUUUGGCUUUGCUCAGUGGUGUGGCGGGAUUGGGAUGCAGUAUCGCCGCCACGGUGUCCGAUGAGUGGAAGGCCACCAGCAGGGCAUCCUCGGUGAUCACGGUGACGUGGGUGCUCCAGGGUCUGUGGAACAACUGUGCCGGAAAUGCAAUCGGAGCCUGGCACUGCAGACCGCACCAUACAGUCUUUCAACUGGAAGGGUACAUCCAGGCAUGCCGAGGACUGAUGAUAGCAGCUGUCUCUUUGGGAUUUUUUGGCACUAUAUUUGCCCUUGUUGGAAUGAAAUGCACCAAAAUCGGCGGAACAGAGAAAACUAAAGCCAGGAUUGCUUGUUUUGGUGGUGCAAAUUUCAUCCUUAGUGGCCUCUGCUCACUUUCAGCGUGUUCUCUGUAUGCACACCGGAUAACAUCAGAGUUUUUUGACCCGAUGUUUGUUGCACAAAAGUACGAGCUGGGAGCUGCUCUCUUUAUCGGCUGGGCGGGUUCUGUCCUCUGUGUUCUUGGAGGUGGAAUACUCUGUAUGUCUGUUUGUGACACUUGUUCCAAAAGUCAUCGCCAGACCAGCUAUAUCUACAGAGGUAGUGCAUCACGCGUGUCUGCUCACCCAAGAGGUCAAGCGAUGUCCGUAAGCCUGCGGCCCCCUCCAGAGUACAACAGCUCAUCCAGGACGCAACACUUCGACAAGAACGCCUAUGUGUGAAGGUUACAAAUGUAAACCACCUACAGGCAGCACUUGUGUAUGCAUUUUGGGCAUGUAUCCCAAAGACUGUACAAAACAGCUCUUUGCACGUAAUAAUAUAUCUGAAAAUGGUGACAGCAAGCUGUUGCUUGCAGCAGCUAAGUGUGAAAUAUUUAACAUGUUUGUUGCAAGAUUUAAAACUAUACGAUGCUUUGUCUUUUCUGUGUGCAACUUAUGAUUUUUAUUUUUUUCUCAGUCUUUCAUAAUA